ACUUAAUAAUAGACCAAGCGCAUAAGCUUACCUUUCAUGGCGGCCCUCGCCUAACAUUAUCACUUAUCAGACAGAAGUACUGGAUUGUGGGCGGUAAUAGAGCAGUAAAGAGGCAAUUGAGAUUAUGUGUAACAUGUGUUAAAAACAACCCUCGGAUGCAAUAUCAAAUAAUGGGCGACUUGCCCGAAGCUCGGUGUAAUCCGGCGCGACCCUUUAAGCAUACUGGAGUUGACUUCACGGGAUAUAUCCUAAUAAAAAGUAGCAAAGGACGAGGAAUCAAGUGCACAAAAGGUUACAUAGCCGUAUUUAUAUGCAUGGCUACAAAGGCAGUGCAUUUAGAAGUAGUAUCUGAUUUAACCACCUCGGCCUUUUUAGCAGCAUUGAAAAGAAUGGCGGCCCGAAGAGGGACUCCGGAACAUAUUUAUAGUGAUAAUGGCACAAAUUUUAUUGGUGCCAAUCGUGUACUUGACUCCGGGUAUGACGAAUUAAAACGAGUAUUCGCAGAAGAACAAUUUGCCACCACAAUUACGGAUAUGGAAAUAAACUGGCAUUUCAAUGCACCUGCAUGGCCCUCUGCUGGCGGAUUAUGGGAAGCAGCUGUUAAAAGCUUAAAGGCUCAUACAAAGAAGAAGAUCCGGAGGAUAUUAAUUUUCUAACACCAGCUCAUUUCUUAACUGGGGGCCCUACACUUUCAUUAUUGCCCACCGAAAAUGACUUAAGAACGAGAUGGUACUUAGUGGAGAAAACUUUCCAAGACAUAUGGAAGAGGUGGCAAUCGGAAUACUUGCCUACAUUGACAUCUCGAAGUAAAUGGCAAAAACCACGAGAAAACUUAAAAUUACAAGACUUGGUCGCUAUUCACGACGCGAAUAUUCCUCCCGGAAAAUGGGCUAUGGGCAGAGUUGUAGAAUUACAUCCAGGCACUGAUAAUAUCGUCAGAGUAGUUUCGCUAAAGACAAAGAACGGAGUAAUCAAACGGCCAAUUGUCAAAUUAAGUCCCUUGCCAGUGCAGAACAGCAGUAAAGAAGCAGCCGAAAACGAAUCAAACAUAUCUGCAAAACCACGGCCCAUACUACGAAAGAGUCUCGGUAACGUUUUAGCGAUAAUGCUUUCGUUUAUAUUUUUUUUAACAUACGUAUCAGCUACGCAUCCGGAAAAUUAUAAUAUAAGUACAUUCAACAAUAAUAAGGGGUUAUACUUAGACAAAAUAAGUAAUAUGCAAUUAAUUCAGGAAAAAUGGAGAAUCGUUGUCUACUAUGAGAUGAAACCCUAUUGGGAAGGUGAAAAGGCAUUCGAACAAUAUUAUAAAACUUUACAAGGCAUGUGUUCUGCCCUCGAUGAAAAAACACAUUGCGAAAUUACUAUGAAUCAAUUACGUCAUAGCUUCGAGGAACUCAAAUACUACGAUCAGGUGUUGCUUACGCAGCACCCGGGCACGCGCUCGAAGCGGCGUCGGCGCGGCCUUAUCAACGGUGUCGGAUACGCGGCACACUCCUUAUUCGGAGUAUUGGACGAAUCAUUCGCUGAACAAUAUCAAAAGGAUAUCUCUUUAGUUAAAGAGAAUGAGCAGCAUUUGGCAAACCUGUGGAAAAAUCAGACAUCAGUUCUGGAAGCAGAGUACAAUCUCAUGAAGCGGUCAGAGGAAGAAAAUUAUAAUUUACGAAAAUUAAUAAAUCGACACGCAAAUGAAGUUAAGAAGGCAAUUACUACUCAAGUCACUGAAAUCAAUAGACUAGAGCGCAUUACUCAGUUUACUCUUGACAGCAUUUCAGCAACAAACGUACUUGCUAAUUUAAGGAAUAUGCAGGAGUAUCUGAUUGACACCAUCACCGAUAUUUACCAUGGUCGAUUUAAUUUUCACCUUAUUUCGUCGGAACAAUUACGCAGGGAAUUAAAUAUAAUAUCCAAUCAUAUUUCAACAGAUCUUUCUUUGCCAAUUAAUAAUAGUCAAAAACAAUUUGGCAAUAUAUAUAAAUUUUUAAGAGUUAAGGCAAGGAUGCUUUAUGAGCAAUUAAUAUUGGAAAUCUCGGUUCCGCUUGUCAGCCGAGAUGGUUUUGAAAUCUAUAAUGUGAUUUCUGUUCCUUAUAAGAGUGACGCACUUACGAUGGUCAAAAUUGUCCCUAUUUCAGAUCUCGUCGCAAUAAACAAAGAAAAAAAUUCAUACAUACAGAUGUCAGAAAAUGAAUUGCUAUCAAGUUGUGAUUAUUAUUCCGAUAUUUAUUAUUGUAACCUACCUAAACUGUUUUAUAAUAUGAAACCAGAAGAUAGCUUAUGUAAGACAGGAAUGAAAAAGCAAUGUCAGUUUGAGAAAAUGCCAUGCGAUAACGAGUGGAUUGACCUGAAUAAAAAGAAUACAUAUUUAUACUUUUGUUGUGAUCGGUGUCCAUUACAUAUUAUGUGUGGCGAUCAAAUUUCUGCAGAACAAUUAAAUACGACUGGAUUAAUAAGCAUAGGUCAUGGUUGCAUGUUACGCAACAAGAAAGGUGUCAUUUAUGCUCAUAACGAGUAUCAGAAUGUGCUCAAGACUGGACCAAUGGUUUAUUCGCCUUAUAUGGAUUCAAUUAAUAAUAUGAUAAAUGUGUCCUUAUCCUCGGAUGUUAUUGAAAAUUCAAAAAACAACUACACAAUUAAUAGUCUUGAUAAAAUAGGCACGGAUCUGGAAGAUAUGCGAAAGGAGGCUCCCAUAAUUAGUAGUGUGACAUUUCACGACGUACAUCAGUAUAUUGCCUUAUACUCUAUUUUGGGCAUCUUCGUCGUGGUAGGAGCGAUUCUAUUGUUGCGGAGGUUUCGUCGAGCAGGUACGGUAGCACCUGUCCAGCAGAUACCAUCUGGCCAAGCAACAAUUCCAAUACAGAAAACAAUUGAUGGGCAGCAGGAGACGUCGAUAGCGGCAUUGGCAGCAGCAGUGGCAGCCAGUCUCGCAAUGGGCUCUACAGAACCCACCCGGGACCGGACUCCGAUAGGUCUUAGUGUUAGUGAUAGUGCCGUGGAUUGGUGUAGGAAGUGUUAGCAUAAGUUUAGAGACUUUAAAUACCUCCUAGAGACUAUUAAGCACGUAAUGGAUUCAUCUUGUAAAGCACUACAUAUUCAUCUUGCACUUUUUGCCUGGGGGAGUAUGUACGAGCCAAAGCUGUACAUUUUGCUCACUCAGGCUAUCUUAGAAUUAUAAGCGUGAUGAUCCCUAUGUACGUGCCAAGGUUCG
Messenger RNA from Pieris brassicae (large cabbage white), 3202 nucleotides. RefSeq lists its product as uncharacterized. The coding region runs from base 893 to 3010 and encodes 705 amino acids. The record is from RefSeq and is a predicted model, not a curated record. The transcript is spliced from 2 exons. NCBI's taxonomy places the organism in Eukaryota, Metazoa, Arthropoda, Insecta, Lepidoptera, Pieridae.